ACAUGAUAUAAACCAUCCAAAGUAUACUGCAAAAGAUUAAAUUUAAAAAAUCGAAAUAAUAAUUGAAAUAUUCAUUUCAAAAUCAUUGUAUUUCUUUAAUAUGAGUAACAGUUUAAGAUCUAUAAUUUUUAAAAAGGUUGUGAAACCGCUAACACAUUUAGACAAUGCAUAUCAAAAUCAGAUAAUGACUAAUUUGCAUGUAAAUUUAAAUAAAGCAAAUAACAUGUAUUGUUUUACACUUCCUUUAAAAUCAGAUUAUUAUAAUAUAACAAAUGAAGUUCAAAACAUUGUAAAGAAUGAUUCAGAUGAUACUUUUGAUAAUAUCAUAAUAAAAGAUAGUACUAUAUAUUUCAAUAUGCAAAGAGAUAAAUAUAUAAAGACAAUUAUAGAAAGUAAUCAGUCUGGUGUAACGCCGCCACUACUUGUAAGCAAGAAUAAAAAUAUUAUAGUGGAAUUUAGUUCACCAAACAUUGCUAAACCAUUUCAUUUGGGACAUUUACGUUCUACAAUUAUAGGAAAUUACAUUGCUAAUAUAAAUAAUUUCUUACACAAUAAAGUUAAAAAAAUAAAUUACUUAGGAGACUGGGGCACACAAUUUGGUUUUAUUUAUUUGGGACUUGAAAUGUUAUGUGAUAAUAAUAAUCUGCAAUUGCAAAACAAUCCUAUCGAGACUUUGUACAGAGCAUAUGUUACUGCUAAUAAAUUAGCAGAGACUGAUUCAACAAUAAACGAGCGUGCUAAAGAAAUAUUUAGACAAUUGGAAUUUGGAGACAUUAUUAUUUCUAAUAAAUGGGAAACAUUUAAAGAUUACACUGUUCAAGAAUUAGAAAAAACUUAUAAAAGACUAGGUGUAAUUUUUGAUGAGUAUCAUUGGGAGUCUAUGUAUGCUGGUAAAAAUAUAAAUAAAAUUAUUAGUCUGAUGGAAGAACUGCAAUUAUUAACAUUAGAUAUGGUGGAAAGAAAGGUGAUACCUUUAAAUGAAGAAAGAAAUAUUCCAAUUAUUAAAAGUGAUGGUUCAACAUUAUAUAUAACUAGAGAUAUUGCUGCUGCUGUGGAUAGAUUUGAAAAAUAUAAAUUUGAUAAUAUGUACUAUGUUGUGGAAAAUGGUCAAACUGAUUAUUUUUCAACUUUGAUUCAAAUUUUGAACAAAAUGGGAAUGCCUUGGUCACAUAAAUUAAUGCAUGUUAAGUUUGGAAGAGUUCGUGGUAUGAGUACAAGGAGAGGUACAGCAAUAUUUUUACAUGAUAUUUUGAACAAAGCACAGGAAAUUAUGAAAAAAAGGCAAUUAAUAAGGCCAACAACUAAAGUUAAUUUCAAUGAAUUUGAUGAGAGUUCUGAUAUUUUGGGCAUGUCUGGUAUUAUUUUAAAUGACUUAAAACAAAGAAGAAUGAAAGAUUAUACAUUCGAUUGGAACCUAUUAUUUAAUAUGAAAGGUGAUACUGGAAUAAAAUUGCAAUACACUCAUUGUCGUUUAAACAAUUUAAAACAUACCACUGGUGCUACUUUAAUAACAGAAUGUAAUCCAAGUCUGUUAAAGGAAGAAGAAAUUGAUAAUUUAAUUAUAUUAAUUAGUCAAUUUGAUGAAGUAAUUCUUAAAUCUUACAAAGAAUUAGAACCGUGUAUAUUAGUGGUAUAUCUUUUUUCUCUAUGUAAUGCUGUCAGUAAAACAUUUAAAAACUUAAGAAUAAAAGGUGAAUCAUCAGAUUUAGGAAAUCAAAGACUGUUGUUAUUUCAUACAGUCAAAAUUAUACUUGCCGAAAGUAUGAAAUUACUUGGUUUAAUACCUUUGAACAGAAUGUGACGGCAGCAUCGUAUGCGAUUAUAGGCAA
Colletes gigas is the source of this 1829-nucleotide messenger RNA. RefSeq names its product probable arginine--tRNA ligase, mitochondrial (gene ArgRS-m). Gene Ontology annotation, cellular component: mitochondrion. Gene Ontology annotation, molecular function: ATP binding; arginine-tRNA ligase activity. Bases 101 to 1801 code for a protein of 566 amino acids. The transcript has 5 exons. The record is from RefSeq and is a predicted model, not a curated record. Lineage: Eukaryota; Metazoa; Arthropoda; Insecta; Hymenoptera; Colletidae. Gene Ontology annotation, biological process: arginyl-tRNA aminoacylation; mitochondrial translation.